AUGGGUACCAAUAGUGGUCAACUAACUGUUUUGGAUGAUGAAUUAAAACGAUUAAAGGGGAUGACCGAUAGUCAAUAUGCAACUGAGGAUAUGGAUACGGACACCAACGAAGAUGUUGAUAGAAGGUCAAUAUAUGUUGGAAAUGUUGAUUAUUCCACGAAACCACAAGAGCUCCAAGAAUUUUUUAAAUCUUCUGGUCAAAUAAACAGAAUUACAAUAAUGGUGGAUAAAUGGACUGGACACCCCAAAGGGUACGCCUACGUCGAGUUCUCCAGUGAGGAUGCUGUGGGAAACGCUGUUAUGUUAAACGAUUCGCUUUUUAAAGAAAGGAUUAUUAAGGUUAUUCCAAAAAGGAAAAAUAUACCUGGUUUUAACAGGCGAAGGCCUAUGGGCCGAGGGAGAUCACGUGGAUUCCGGGGUUAUCGAAGGUACCCAUCGCUAUUUAUUUAUUAA
This is a messenger RNA of Theileria orientalis strain Shintoku, 453 nucleotides long. RefSeq lists its product with no specific name. The transcript is spliced from 5 exons. Gene Ontology annotation, molecular function: RNA binding. Bases 1 to 453 code for a protein of 150 amino acids. Lineage: Eukaryota; Apicomplexa; Aconoidasida; Piroplasmida; Theileriidae. The record is from RefSeq and is a predicted model, not a curated record.